AUGAAGGACUUUGUGUGCGUGACUUAUGUACGAUUUGAUGUUCACACUGAGGUCUGUAGCCUAGUCAGAAACAGUGCGACCAUGAGGGAAGUUACCUGCAGUAGUGCAAGUGUUUCCUGGUGCAAAAACUGGGAGCUUAGAACUACAGGUCACAUAAACCGGUCUCAUUCUCGUAUUCACCGAGGGCACUCUUCCCUUAGGACAUCACACAUCGUCUCUAUGAACUGGAAACAGGUCCAGGUGUUGCCGCCCCUUCUGGUGUCUAUCACAGCGACUUCACCUAUUCCAGUGUCCCUGGUGUCCUCCAGUACGAAGGCAUGUCUGCCAGACUGUGACAGCAACUUUAAAGCCUCACCUUUGACUAGUCGUGAGGUGAAAUUCAGUAGUAGCCGUAUGCCGUUUCGUACAUGA
Opisthorchis viverrini is the source of this 411-nucleotide messenger RNA. RefSeq lists its product as hypothetical. Lineage: Eukaryota; Metazoa; Platyhelminthes; Trematoda; Opisthorchiida; Opisthorchiidae. The record is from RefSeq and is a predicted model, not a curated record. The coding region runs from base 1 to 411 and encodes 136 amino acids. The transcript is spliced from 4 exons.